Messenger RNA from Alternaria arborescens, 1623 nucleotides. Its product is annotated as Succinyl-CoA:3-ketoacid coenzyme A transferase 1. Lineage: Eukaryota; Fungi; Ascomycota; Dothideomycetes; Pleosporales; Pleosporaceae. Gene Ontology annotation, biological process: ketone body catabolic process. Gene Ontology annotation, molecular function: succinyl-CoA:3-oxo-acid CoA-transferase activity. The transcript has 2 exons. The record is from RefSeq and is a predicted model, not a curated record. The coding region runs from base 1 to 1623 and encodes 540 amino acids.
AUGGACUCGCUACCUGCGUCAUAUAGGCUGCUUGCAGCUCUGCCAUCACGGUUAUGUUCUAAGCGUCCUCUCCCCGCACAAUUACGAGCCGCGCGACUCCCACCGCGAUGGCGGUUUGCAGGUCAGCUGCGCAGCAUCAGUCAAAGCGCUCCGACAAUUGACCGUUCGAAAUCGAAACUGUUCAAAGAUGCGGACGAAGCAGUCGCGGACGUGCAACCGGGAUCGACCGUCCUGAGUGCAGGCUUUGGGCUGUGUGGUGUAGCAGAUACGCUCAUUGGAGCGAUGAAGAAACGCGGUCCACAAUCAUUACAUUCUCUGACAGCCGUCUCCAACAAUGCUGGCAUUGAGGAUGUAGGAGGCUUAGCGCAUCUUACAAAGAAUGGACAAGUCAAGAAGCUCAUCAUUAGCUUUCUGGGAAACAACAAGGCGUUGGAGAAGCAAUAUUUGAGCGGUGGUAUAGAGAUCGAGCUAUGUCCGCAAGGUACGCUUGCGGAGAGGAUAAGAGCUGGUGGCGCAGGCAUUCCAGCAUUCUACACACCCACAGCCGUCAACACUUUACUGCAGGAUGGAGAGAUUCCCGCCAAGUUUGACAAAGAGGGAAAAGCUGUCGGGUUCGGUCAGAAGAGGGAGGUCAGAGAGUUCAAUGGCAAGAAGUUCCUCAUGGAGACUGCUUUGACCGGCGAUGUCGCGAUUAUUCGAGCACACAAAGCAGAUGAGGCUGGUAACUGUGUUUUCAGAUACACCACCAAAGCGUUUGGUCCGAUCAUGGCCAAAGCUGCCCGCCUAACCAUCGUUGAAGCCGAAGAAAUCGUCCCAAUUGGCACCUUUGAUGCAAACGAAAUCGACCUCCCUGGUAUCUUCGUCGACCGCAUCGUUCCCUCUACCGCACCCAAAAACGUCGAGAUCAAGAAGCUUCGAAAGCCCAUUGCUUCUACAGACACACCCUCCAAGAACGAGGCCGCAGAGCGUCGCGACCGAAUCGCUCGACGGGCGGCGAAGGAGCUGAAGCAAGGAUACUAUGUCAACUUGGGUGUCGGCAUUCCGACGGCAGCGGCAUCUUUCGUGCCUGAUGGUGUGAAGGUGUGGCUGCAAUCCGAGAACGGUAUUCUAGGCAUGGGCCCUUACCCUACCGAGGACGAGCUCGACCCAGACAUCAUCAACGCGGGCAAGGAAACCGUUACGCUUCUACCUGGCGCCUCAACAUUUGACUCUGCAGAGUCAUUCGGCAUGAUCCGUGGUGGCCACGUUGAUGUCUCUAUCCUAGGUGCCCUUCAAGUCAGCGCAUCUGGUGAUCUAGCAAAUUACAUGGUCCCUGGAAAGGUUUUCAAGGGCAUGGGCGGCGCUAUGGAUCUCGUCAGCAACCCAGAGGCUACCAAGGUGGUAGUGGCUACCGAGCAUGUUGCCAAGGAUGGAUCGAGCAAGAUCGUCCAGGAAUGCAAGCUGCCUUUGACCGGAGCCAAGUGUGUCAGCACCAUUAUUACGGAUAUGUGUGUGUUUGAGGUGAACAGGAAGCGAGGUACUUUGACCCUUACAGAGACUGCGCCUGGUGUUAGUGUGGAGGAUGUCAAGGCGAAGACAGAUGCGAAGUUUGAGGUUGCGCCGGACGUCAAGACCAUGGAAUAG